AAAAUAAAAAUCAAUUUUAUUCAAACAGAGUGUCAGCACAUUUUUAUUGCGCUCUCAGUGAGUUAUCUAUGUUUAGUGAGACGGAGUGAGAAAGGAAGGAAUUGGCUAUUUUUGCCGUGAGGUUUUGGCUAAACGUUCUACCGUGACAAAAAUGGAAUAAAUCACAUGAAUACGACUCAUUUCUCCAACAACGUGGACAUCGAGCAAAUGUCAUGCUUGCCCGUGUAGCUCGUAGCUCAUAUGGACGUCAGCUGGUACUGACAACGUACAAGUGUCUCUUAGAUGUGAGUCCAACCACAGUACCUGGACUGCUAAGACCGCGAUUGACACCUAUCCUUCGUCGUGAAUACCAACAAAGACGUAGUGGAAGUUCUACAGAUGCGACUGCUGCUCGAAAUAUUUGGAAUAAGCUUUUCGGAAAAUAUUUGUUAGCCACUAAUAUCCUUAGCUCUGGUAUUUUAAUGGUGAUUGGGGAUUUGGUUGCGCAAGAGAUUGAGUAUCGACGUCAUUACAGAGAUGUGGACGAGUUUGACAUCAAACGUGAGCGAUAUGAUACCAAACGUAUUUGGCGAAUGUUUUUUGUUGGAGCUUUACAAGGACCGCUUCACCAUUAUGUUUACAAAUGGAUGGAUCACGUGAUGCCAGUGGCAAACAUGCGGAACAUUUUGCGAAAAAUACUUAUUGACCAAGUUUUUAUGUCUCCUGCUUGUAUAUUGAUAUUCUUCUAUUCGGCUUGCUAUUUGGAACAUAGAUCGGUUGACGAGACUAAUACGGAAUUGUGUGAUAAAUUUCCGAUUAUUUAUCUUAUGGAUUGGACAGUGUGGCCAGCGGCACAAUAUAUUAAUUUUAGAUAUUUGGAUACCAAAUAUAGAGUAAUGUUCGUUAAUGUUUGUACGGCACUUUACAACAUAUUCCUUUCGUAUAUGAAACAUGAUUUUUAAUUUAUAUGUUGAAUCAUUUGAUUUUUUGUGAUAUAGAUAUGUUGUGAUCAUUGUUAAUAACACGAUCUAGUGUUAUAUUAUUACAAGCACAAUUCGAUAUAAUUUAUGAAGUAAUGUAAUGCUAUUACAAUAUCGUGAAACGUUUUCUUUAAUUGAAUGUAGUUUGUAUGCGAUCCGAAUAUUAAAAUACUUUUGGGUUAAACAGAAAUAUAGUUCGUAGAAGAA
Molecule: messenger RNA, 1166 nt
Organism: Anastrepha obliqua
Lineage: Eukaryota; Metazoa; Arthropoda; Insecta; Diptera; Tephritidae
Product: mpv17-like protein 2
Exons: 1
Coding region: 213-941 (242 amino acids)
Biological process (GO): mitochondrial ribosome assembly
Cellular component (GO): membrane; cytoplasm
Source: RefSeq, a predicted model, not a curated record